Nicrophorus vespilloides is the source of this 474-nucleotide messenger RNA. It is a transcript of the gene ATPsynG, whose product is annotated as ATP synthase subunit g, mitochondrial. The record is from RefSeq and is a predicted model, not a curated record. Gene Ontology annotation, molecular function: proton transmembrane transporter activity. The transcript is spliced from 3 exons. Gene Ontology annotation, biological process: proton motive force-driven ATP synthesis. NCBI's taxonomy places the organism in Eukaryota, Metazoa, Arthropoda, Insecta, Coleoptera, Silphidae. The coding region runs from base 16 to 414 and encodes 132 amino acids.
CUUAAUCACCAAUAGAUGGCGCCUAUUUAUUUAUACUAUUGGUACAACUGGCUUAAGCGCAGUGUCAAAUCAAUUUCCUCGCUAUCAUCUCAGCUGAAGGCGAAAUUCUUAUUGGGAGGAAAAAUGGCAGCCAAGGUAUCAGGACUUGUUAAACAGUUGUUGUCUGAGGGCAGACCAAAGGUGCAAACUUUCCUUAAAUAUGCGAAGGUUGAAUUGACACCCCCCAGCCCAGGAGAUAUUCCACAAAUCCGUGCUGGCAUUGCCAACAUCAUGAGGGGAGCUAAAACUGGCAAAUGGAAGGAAAUGCCAAUCAGGGAAGCCUGGUUAAACACCUUGAUCACUGUUGAGGUCCUCUGCUGGUUCUAUGUUGGAGAAUGUAUUGGUAAACGCCACAUUGUUGGAUAUGAUGUUUAAAUGAUUCUUUAUAUUAUAUAAAGUAGAAUGAAUUAAAAAUACUAAAGUACAUUUUAAAAA